GGCACAAAUUGUCAUGGAAAAAGUUUUGUCCGAUCAAACACAGUAAUCAAAACAAUGACAGUAAAAGAAAAUACCCGCCCCUCAGUAAAUUUUAUAGCACUGAUAACUGAGUUAUAAUUAAAAAUUUCGUUUAAUUUUGGGGAAAAUAUGUUUACCAUGUUUCUACUGAGAGAGUAUUGAUUUUAUUCCUGGACCAUUCACAGCUUCCCCGGCUAGAAAAAAUUUAUAAAGGCCAUUGCUUUACAAAAACGAAACAAACGACUCUGUUAAAAUGAACAGAGUUGGAUACAACUUCUCUUCCAUCCUCAAACAGAACAACAUCAAAUAGUGUAAAAUUUCUCCGAAAAUAAUCCCCAAAAAAAUCAAAAUGAUGCUGGGUCGCAAACAAAGUCUAAAAGGGGAGCCUGUUUUGGCGGAUUACGGACCCGAUGAAGCUUUUAAUGAAAGUGCUGACAUUGAAUGGGUAAAUAAGCGAUGGGUAAGGAGGCUAAUGAGAGGGUGUGCUCUCCUCAGUCUGGCUUCAGUAAGCUGUAACACCCCUAAGACAUUUGAAAAGUUCGAGUACAUGCAGAUAACAACUUUUUCUGUAGACGCUGUCGUAACCGUGUUAUUCACUUCGGAAAUGAUAGCGAAGAUGCACAUUAGGGGCAUACUGAAAGGUGACAGGCCGUACUUAAAAGACCACUGGUGCCAGUUCGACGCUAGUAUGGUGUUUUUCCUGUGGAUAUCCGUCAUCCUUCAAGUUUUCGAAAUGCUAAGCAUCGUGCCAAGAUUCAGUUAUUUGUCUAUUUUGAGAGCACCCAGGCCACUUAUUAUGAUCCGGUUUCUAAGGGUUUUCCUCAAAUUCUCAAUGCCUAAAUCAAGAAUCAACCAAAUCUUCAAACGAUCCAGCCAACAAAUCUACAACGUAACACUGUUCUUCCUAUUCUUCAUGUCCUUAUACGGGUUGUUGGGUGUGCAAUUUUUUGGAGAGUUGAAAAACCAUUGUGUAACUGUUAACACGACGGAGCCAAAGGAUAUAACAAUUAACAGUCUUGCUAUACCUGACACAUACUGCUCCUUAGAUCCUUCUUCGGGCUACCAGUGUCCAAAAGGGAUGAAGUGCAUGAAACUUGAAGGACUUUCUCGUUACAUAAUCGGGUUUAACGGAUUUGAUGAAUUUGUUACGAGUUUCUUCACGGUUUACCAAGCGGCUUCACAGGAGGGUUGGGUUUUUAUAAUGUACAGAGCCAUAGAUUCUCUACCUGGUUGGAGAGCGGUACUGUAUUUCAGUACGAUGAUUUUCUUCCUGGCUUGGUUGGUGAAGAACGUUUUCAUUGCUGUCAUCACCGAGACCUUCAACGAGAUCAGGGUGCAGUUUCAGCAAAUGUGGGGCGUCAGAGGGCACAUUCAAAACAGCUCAGCUUCACAAAUACUAAUCGGCGAUGAUCGCGGUUGGAAGCUUGUGACCUUAGACGAGAACAAACACGGCGGCUUGGCACCUGAAUUCUGCCACAAAAUCCUCCGUUCCCCUCACUUCCGACUUCUUGUCAUGUGUGUAAUUCUGGCGAACGGUAUUGUCACAGCUACGAUGCGUUUUAGACACGACGAAAGGCCCCGACAGGUGUUCUAUGAAAAGUACUACUAUAUCGAGCUGGGUUUCACAGCGUUGCUCAACUUAGAAACGAUCUUCAAGAUAUGGUGCCUCGGGUGGAGGGGUUAUUGGAAACAUUCCAUACACAAAUUCGAGUUGCUUCUCGCCGUUGGAACUACGAUUCACGUUAUACCAGGCUUCUACAUGACGGGUUUCACUUAUUUCCAAGUUCUGAGGGUUGUAAGGUUAAUAAAAGCUUCUCCGCUUCUUGAGGACUUUGUGUACAAAAUUUUUGGGCCGGGAAAGAAAUUAGGAAGCCUGAUAAUUUUCACCAUGUGCUUGCUGAUCAUAUCUUCGAGUAUAUCGAUGCAGCUCUUCUGUUUCCUCGAUUUUACCAAGUUUGAAACGUUUGCCGAAGCGUUUAUGUCUAUGUUCCAAAUCCUGACGCAAGAAGCUUGGGUAGAGGUCAUGGAUGAAACUAUGCUGAGAACGAGGUCUAUGCUGGCACCGCUGGUGGCGGUUUACUUUAUUCUGUACCAUCUCUUCGUCACUUUGAUCGUGUUGAGUUUGUUCGUAGCAGUAAUUCUAGAUAAUCUAGAACUCGACGAGGACAUAAAAAAACUUAAGCAGCUCAAAUAUCGAGAGCAAAGUGCCGAAAUAAAAGAAACUUUGCCGUUCAGGCUAAGAAUAUUCGAAAAGUUCCCUGACAGUCCGUUAAUGGUAACCCUGCACAAAGUACCAUCGGAUUUCAACCUACCAAAAGUCAGGGAAAGUUUUAUGAGACAGUUCGUGUACGAAACGGAAGACGACGAGAACUCCGAAAGCGGUAUCAAGAAAAUCAGCGAGGAAGUGUUCGAUUCCAAGAUCGUGUAUAGGAAACAGAAACCCUUGAAAGUACUCAACAACUUGCCGAAAGUCCGUGUCGUGAACCUGAAACUGAAAAAAACAGCAGUCGCGCACAUCAUCGACGAUUCUAACAAUCAAAGGUUGAUGUUAGGUGAUUCGUCUAUGAUUCCCGUCCCGGGUAGCAAGGGACCGCUGAAACCCCAGGGAACAAUCAAUAGCAUGAAACAGUUACGUAUUGAUCACAAGAAUAGAUUCGGAUCACGAUCUAUAAGGCGAAGCGUCCGUAGCGGGUCUAUUAAGCUAAAACAGACUUACGAGCACCUUAUGGAAAAUGGAGACAUAGGCGUCAAUAGGGUCACGUCCAACAGGGCGAGACCACAUGACUUGGACAUAAAAUUACUGCAAGCAAAGAGGCAACAAGCCGAAAUGAGAAGAAACCAACGGGAGGAAGAUCUACGCGAGAACCAUCCGUUCUUCGAUACGCCUCUAUUUGCGGUACCGAGAGAAAGCAAAUUUAGGAAAUUUUGCCAGCUGAUUGUAUAUGCUCGAUACGAUGCAAGGCUUAAAGACCCUCUGACGGGGAAAGAACGAAAAGUACAAUAUAAAACGUUGCAUAACUUCCUUGGUUUGGUGACGUAUCUAGACUGGGUAAUGAUAACAAUGACAACCUUAUCGUGUUUAUCGAUGAUGUUUGAAACUCCCUAUUACCGAGUUAUGGAAAACGUAAGCCUACAAAUAGCGGAGUACUGCUUCGUAAUAUUCAUGAGCAUAGAACUAGCUCUGAAAAUACUGGCCGAUGGACUGUUUUUCACUCCCAAAGCGUACGUUAAGGACGUUGCUGCCGUUUUAGACGUAUUCAUCUAUCUUGUAAGUCUAACGUUUCUGUGUUGGAUGCCGAAAAGCGUGCCGCCUAAUUCGGGUGCUCAGUUAUUAAUGAUUCUGCGUUGUUUGAGACCUUUACGGAUUUUUACGUUAGUGCCGCAUAUGAGCAAAGUCGUAUACGAGUUAUGUCGAGGCUUCAAAGAAAUACUUCUGGUAUCCACUUUACUGAUUCUUUUGAUGUUUAUAUUCGCGAGUUAUGGCGUUCAACUCUACGGCGGCAGAUUGGCUAGAUGCAACGAUCCGAACAUCACAAGGCGAGAGGAUUGUGUCGGAAUAUUUCUGAGAAGGGUAUUUGUGACAAAGAUGAAAGUACAGCCUGGUGAAAAUGAGUCUUAUCCUGCCAUGUUGGUUCCAAGAGUCUGGGCAAAUCCUAGAAGAUUCAACUUUGACAACAUAGGCGACGCGAUGUUGACGCUCUUCGAAGUUUUGUCGUUUAAAGGUUGGUUGGACGUAAGAGACGUUUUGAUAAAAUCCUUAGGACCUGUUCAUGCGAUCUACAUCCACAUUUAUAUCUUCCUGGGCUGUAUGAUCGGCCUUACGUUGUUCGUAGGUGUCGUUAUUGCUAACUAUUCGGAAAAUAAAGGAACAGCUUUGCUCACGGUAGAUCAGAGGAGAUGGUGCGACCUUAAGAAGAGGCUGAAAAUCGCACAGCCUUUACACCUACCACCGAGGCCUGACGGGAAGAAAUUUCGAGCGUUCAUCUACGAUAUAACGCAGAAUAUCAAGUUUAAGAGAUGCGUCGCUCUCAUGGUCCUUAUAAACAGCGCUCUUUUAGGCGUUACGUGGAAUAAAGAAGAAGCCCACACGGAGAUUUUAGCAACAGUAGGAAUUAUAUGCACUCUGUUGUUUUUGGUAGAAGUUGUCAUGAAAAACAUAGCGUUUACGCCUAGAGGUUACUUACAAUCAAGACGCAACAGAUACGAUUUAUUCGUGACUGUCAUGGGGGUCAUAUGGAUGUUUUUCCACAUAAUGUUUAAAAAUGAUUUAACGUACUUUGUUGGAUUCAUGGUUGUUAUUUUACGCUUCUUUACGAUCACCGGAAAACACGCCACGCUGAAAAUGUUAAUGCUAACCGUGGGUGUGUCUGUUUGUAAAAGUUUUUUCAUCAUCUUUGGAAUGUUUUUACUAGUUUUCUUCUAUGCUUUGGCCGGCACUAUAGUUUUCGGGACAGUUAAGUAUGGGGAAGGCAUUGGCAGACGAGCGAACUUUGAAUCGCCCGUAACAGGUGUAGCGAUGUUAUUUCGGAUAGUCACAGGUGAAGACUGGAACAAAAUAAUGCACGAUUGUAUGAUUCAACCCCCAUAUUGCACCCCGGCAGCUAAUUAUUGGCAGACAGAUUGCGGUAAUUUCACGGGAUCGCUAAUUUAUUUCUGUACGUUUUACGUUAUUAUUACCUACAUCGUUCUGAAUCUAUUGGUGGCUAUUAUAAUGGAAAACUUUUCAUUAUUCUACUCGAAUGAAGAAGACGCACUGCUUUCGUACGCGGACAUUAGGAACUUUCAAAACACUUGGAAUAUCGUGGAUAUUCACCAAAGAGGAGUAAUCCCCGUGAGAAGGGUGAAAUUUAUUCUACGGCUUCUAAAAGGCCGUUUAGAAGUCGAUCCACAGAAAGACCGUCUACUAUUCAAACACAUGUGCUACGAAUUGGAAAGACUACAUAACGGCGAAGACGUAACAUUCCACGACGUGAUUAACAUGUUAUCGUACAGGUCAGUCGACAUCCGGAAAGCACUCCAGUUAGAGGAACUACUAGCUAGGGAAGAGUUCGAAUAUAUAAUCGAGGAAGAAGUGGCGAAACAAACUAUAAGGACUUGGUUAGAGGGCUGUCUCAAGAAAAUUCGGUCGACGAACAAGCAACAAAACAGCUUAAUAGCCGGUUUACGUGCGACGAACGAAGCCAUAACGGUGCCAGAACCGAAGGAGGAGAGCAAAAACGGCAGCCCCGAGCAAGAAUGCGAAGCAGAAGUGAAAGAAAACGAGGCGGCGGCUAGAAAGCAAAAGCUGGUAUCGUCUCUGCCAAGAUCAGACAGUAUCGGUAGCAGCUCCGGAAGGAAAUAUCUAGCUCCCACUUUAUCGGAUCCUGCCGCAAGGCCUGAAAAGGAAAGAAUAACAACAAAAAAGAAGAACAGUAGGCAUCAAACCGUUGUUGUAAACAAGAAUUUCUCUCAUUUGAACGAGAGUGAAAGUAGACUGCCCAGGGAGGUUUUCAACAAUAAAACUACUGUUCCGAAAGCUACUAGCGCCAUGUAUGAGAUCAGAGAUUGGUGGAACGAGCAGUUGGCAUAUGUCUCUUCGAGUGACGAAGACUAAGGCAUCAUGAGAUAAUCGCCUGCAGAUUUUCUAAUUAGAAGAAUGUAAUCUAGAAAUACCCUUAGUGUAUCAUAUUUCGGUAUAAAAAUAUAUUUAUUAAGAAAAUCGUGACCAUAAUUUCCCACUUAAUAAAAUUCAAAAUACAGAUUACUGAAUUCAUGGUUAGAAUAUUUGUGAAAAUUUGUAUUUUAAAAUGUAAUUAUUUAACUAAUUUAAUAUUGACUUUUAUGGAAGAGGAUAAU
Messenger RNA from Anoplophora glabripennis (Asian longhorned beetle), 5853 nucleotides. It is a transcript of the gene na, whose product is annotated as sodium leak channel non-selective protein. Gene Ontology annotation, biological process: transmembrane transport; monoatomic ion transport. Bases 368 to 5611 code for a protein of 1747 amino acids. NCBI's taxonomy places the organism in Eukaryota, Metazoa, Arthropoda, Insecta, Coleoptera, Cerambycidae. Gene Ontology annotation, cellular component: membrane. The transcript is spliced from 26 exons. Gene Ontology annotation, molecular function: monoatomic cation channel activity. The record is from RefSeq and is a predicted model, not a curated record.